CUUCAAAUAUAACCUAAUCGGCUAAUUAUUCCAUCUAUAUAUCCCAAUCUUAGGUUAAUCGAGUUGUAUAUGUAGGAAAAUAUCUAAGAAUUCACGAGUAUCCAUGGAUCAUCAUCAUCAGCAGCAGCAGCAACAAGGAAGUGAACCUUCUACAACAACCAAAGUUGAAAGAAAGAUCAUAGAGAGAAACAGAAGAAAUAAAAUGAAGGAUCUCUACUCCAAACUCAACUCUCUUCUCCCAAGCUAUAGCCCUACGGAAGUGUUACCAUUGCCUGAUCAAAUAGAUGAAGCUGUGAAAUAUAUCAAAAGCUUAGAGAAGAAGGUGAAGAUGGCAAAGGAGAAGAAGGAGAGGUUGCUAAAAGGGAGGAAUAACAACAAGAGAUCUCGCGGUUUCGAUGAGAAAAAUAUUACAAAAUCUCCAACGAUAGAUGUUCAUGAAAUGGGUAAUUCCUUGCUUCAAGUGGUUUUGACAUGCGGGUUUGAGAACAAGUUUCUUUUCAGUGAGAUUAUUCGCAUAUUGCAUGAGGAGAAGGUUGAGGUUGUUAGUGCCAAUUCUUCUUCACAUGGAGAUUCAAUGAUUCAUGUUUUACAUGCAGAGAUUCCUUCGGCAUUGCAGCAAUUAUAUAUAUAUAUGAUUCAAAAAAUAUAA
Arachis ipaensis is the source of this 649-nucleotide messenger RNA. RefSeq names its product transcription factor bHLH162-like. Gene Ontology annotation, biological process: regulation of transcription by RNA polymerase II. The record is from RefSeq and is a predicted model, not a curated record. Gene Ontology annotation, molecular function: protein dimerization activity; RNA polymerase II transcription regulatory region sequence-specific DNA binding; DNA-binding transcription factor activity, RNA polymerase II-specific. Gene Ontology annotation, cellular component: RNA polymerase II transcription regulator complex. Lineage: Eukaryota; Viridiplantae; Streptophyta; Magnoliopsida; Fabales; Fabaceae.